This is a messenger RNA of Penicillium antarcticum, 2133 nucleotides long. Its product is annotated as WD40 repeat domain-containing protein. Lineage: Eukaryota; Fungi; Ascomycota; Eurotiomycetes; Eurotiales; Aspergillaceae. Gene Ontology annotation, molecular function: protein binding. The record is from RefSeq and is a predicted model, not a curated record. The transcript has a single exon. Bases 1 to 2133 code for a protein of 710 amino acids.
AUGGCCUCUGCCGUCGAUCGCCGUUUACAUGAUGUCGGUGUCGCCGCCCUUGCUGCUGUCUCGCAGUAUCCUCGACCUGUGAAUGACCCCAGCGGCUCUUUUCUGGUCUCCGAGGUCGUUAAUGCUGUUACUGACGUGGGGAGUCCUCCGGAUUAUCAACUCUUCAGAGGGAACUCCCUCCUACCCGGACAUAGGACUUUUUACCCGACACCGUCCGACACGGAUAGUGCUUCCGGGCCGGACUUUGUUUUUGGACGCCCCGAUCGUGAUGUCAACAUGGACUCGGUCGUUCGGCAAUUAUUUGAUCCCGCUGCCGACCAUGACAAUGUUGCCAUGAUCACGCAGGAAUGCGACGAUGCGCGCGACAAGGAUAUGGUUAGGGAUUUCGAGUCCGACGUCGAAAAUCAUACUUCCCCACCUUCCAUCCCAGAUGAUGAGUUUGAGGACUUUAUCCGAUUCUAUCCGGACGAGGAGGAAUACUACCGUCAGCGCAGGGGUCGCCCGACCGAGGAUGUCCCAAUGGCCGAUUUCGAUAUCGAUGAUUUUUAUCUUAAUAUCAACUACGACGAUAUCGAUGUGGAUCUACCCCAGACGCUUGGCAUCCCUGUUUCCGAUCCCUCUGGGACCCCGGACUUUGCUGAUCAGCCGGAAUUCCCUGGGCCUCACCCGGCAACUAUCAUCCACACCUCUACGUACGAGCGCAACCUCACUAUUGAUGAGUUCAUCCAGCGCUGGAUGGUCCAAACGAAUGUCAUUCCCAAUGGCUUCCAUAGCGAAAGCAGAAUUCCGCCACAGCUCCGCCCAUUAUCCAAGAUGAUUAGUUGGAGUCCGCCACAGACGGUCGUUCGGCCACAUGAAUGGAGACGCGACUUCUACGAUUUGCAGCAGAUUCCUUGGACGGAAACACUACGAGUUAAACGCACUGAUGCUCGGACGCUGCGUGAUGCUUGGUAUACAUCAUACCACAACUUGGAUUAUUCGCACAUGAGCCACGCCAAACGUAUUCCAGGACAUGAGUCAUUUUUCCGCGGGGCUUCCAUGCACACUUCACACAAAGCCUCCAUCGAGCACUUCCAACUCCGCAACUUGAUGUCCGCCCCAGCAUCCAACACGGUCAAUUUCGCCUGCCAAUCAAAGGUGCUAUCAUGGACCCCAACAACCGGCGACGCCCGCUGCCUAAUUGAUCUCAGCCAAGCAGACCCAGACUCAGGCUUCCUCGGCCCAGUCAAAAUCUCAACAAUGAAAACAGCCCACGGCCUCACAAUCGCCGGCGGUUUCUGUGGCGAAUAUGCCCUCCGCAGCUCAUUCGGCUCUGGCGCCGGCACAAAAGGUCUAGUAACACCCGACUUCAACGACGGCAUAACAAACCACGUGGACAUCAUCUCCAACCGAACAGGCCCCUCCCCAAUCGGCGUCUUCGCCUCAAACGACAAACACCUCCGCGUCCUCGACACAGAAACAAACAUCUUCACCUCCGACCACGAACUGUCCCAACCAAUAAAUUGCACGGCUACCUCCCCGGAUAGCCGUCUCCGCGUUGUAAUCGGCGACUCGCCAGACGCAUGGGUCAUAGAAUCCGACACUGGCAAGCCCGUCCACCCUCUGCGCGGCCACCGCGACUUCGGCUUCGCAUGCGCCUGGUCACCGGACAUGCGCCACAUCGCAACAAGCAACCAGGAUAAAACAAUCAUCAUCUGGGACGCGCGUACCUGGCGGCCGCUUGAAACAAUCGAUUCUGACGUGGCAGGCUACAGAUCUCUACGGUUCUCGCCUGUCGGCGGUGGCCCGCGGAUGCUGCUAUGCACGGAACCAGCAGAUCGAAUUUCAAUUCUGGAUGCUCAACUCUUCCAAUCGAGACAGGUUCAUGAUUUCUUCGGGGAAAUCGGUGGCGCGGAUUUUUCGCCUGAUGGCUCGGAGAUUUGGGUUGCGAAUACUGACCGCCAUUUUGGCGGGUUCAUGCAGUAUGAGCGCAGGCAGUGGGGGCAGAGGGUUGGGUUGACGGAUUUGCCUAGUGAAUGGGCGAGUGAACUUGAGUUGGAGGGGGAUUCGCGGUGUGUGUUGAGUAAGCGUGAGAGGUCUCUGCGGUUUUUGAGAAAUUUGUCGAGUGACGACCAUGAGGCUUUGAUCCUUUGA